This is a messenger RNA of Euleptes europaea (tarantolino), 1935 nucleotides long. It is a transcript of the gene EIF2D, whose product is annotated as eukaryotic translation initiation factor 2D. Bases 12 to 1820 code for a protein of 602 amino acids. Gene Ontology annotation, biological process: translational initiation; formation of translation preinitiation complex. Lineage: Eukaryota; Metazoa; Chordata; Lepidosauria; Squamata; Sphaerodactylidae. The record is from RefSeq and is a predicted model, not a curated record. The transcript has 15 exons. Gene Ontology annotation, molecular function: translation initiation factor activity.
UUCCCCUGAUCAUGUUUGCCAAAGCUUUUAGGGUAAAAUCCAACACUGCUAUAAAAGGAUCUGAUAGGAGGAAGUUGCGAGCUGAUGUUGCAGCCACAUUUCCCACACUCUCUACUGAGCAGCUCUCUGAGGUUGUGCCAAAUAAAGAAGAGCUGAAUAUUAUCAAGCUGUACACUCACAAAGGAGAGGCUCUUACAGUUUAUGCUAAUAGCAGGAAUCCAAUCCUGUUUGAAAUGGAGAAAGCACUGUAUCCAACAGUAUACACCCUGUGGGCUCAUCCUGACCUUCUCCCUGCCUUCUCAACUUGGCCACCUGUGUUGCACAAACUAGCAGGAGGAGCAGACCUAAUGCUUCCUGGAGUUGUAGUGCCCUCUUCUGGUCUUCCUCAGAUAGAUCGGGGCACAUUGUGUGCUAUUACCUUGGUGGAAAACAGAGCCCCAGUGGCUAUUGGAAUAGCUACCAUGUCCACUAAGGAGAUGUUGGCCGCUGGAAUGAAAGGGAAAGGCUUCACCGUGCUGCAUACUUACAUGGAUCAAUUGUGGAGCUUUGGUGACAAGACAUGUCCACCCACAGUAGUCUCCCUGGAGGCAGAACCUGUCACUGAGCAUGCUGAAGAUGAGGAACAGGAUGAUAAAAGAGAAGAAGGCAAAGUACCUGACGACAACCUCCCUGUUGACCCAUCCCUACAAAUAGACAUUGGGAAUGUGAACCUCAAUGAAACUAUUGAGAGUCCUGAAGUAGGAGAAAAUGAGGAACCUGCUGAGAAUGGACCUGCUGAGACUGCUGAAGAAGACAACUUGGAUGUUCCCCAGGAACUGGAAGACAGCAGGAGUCCACAAGAACAAAUGGAUGUGUUACUUCAUCAGUGCUUCUUUCAUGCCUUAAAAUGUAAAGUGAAGAAGUCAGAGCUCCCUCUGCUGACCAGUACUUUUCUGCGUAAUUAUAUGUUCUCAUGCUGUCCUAAAGGUCAACAAAUAGACAUAAAGAAAUCCAGCUACAAGAAGUUCUCCAAGUUCCUACAGACAAUGCAGCAACAGAAGAUCCUUCAGGUGAAGGAACUGAGUAAGGGAGUGGAGAGCAUUGUGGAUGUGGACUGGAGACACAAAAGCAUUAGAUCUUUCUCGGUACCAGAAACAGCAGCAUCUGAAUCACCUUCCCAAGAUAGUAAAGGUGCUGAUGGUGAGCAGCUGUACCACCCUCCUGAAAUAAUACCACUCUAUGGUAUCUCAUCCAAAAUGGCACCCUUGUUCCAGGAGUCUGGAUAUAAGAAAGGCAGCACCCUCUCCAGUAGUGAAGUGAGGAGCGCCAUUAUCAGCUAUGUGAAGACCAAUGAAUUGGUUGACGAAACAAACAAAAACUUUGUAAAGGUGAAUCCUAUCUUGUGCGACUGCCUGUUGAACAAAUCAGAGCAAUAUGAAAUCUCAAAGUUCAAGUGGGAUGACCUUCUGAGCAGAUGUCUGGACCAACUGCAGCCCUUCCAUCAGGUGACCUUUGCAGGGCAUGAACCCGUUGUGAGGAAAGGAAAUAUCGAUCCCAUUGAUAUAACCAUAGCACAGCGAUCGUCAAAUAAAAAGGUAACAAUCAUUAAAAAUCUGGAGCUUUAUGGUCUAGAUCCACAGGAGAUUGCCAAUAUUCUUCAGCAAAAGGUCCAGGCCAGUGCCACAGUCACCACACUCCCAGGAGCCAAGGAUAGAGCUCAGGUCCAGAUACAAGGCAAUCAAAUCCACCAUCUUGCAAAACUGUUGAUGGAGGACUACCAGAUACAUCGCAAGUACAUCCAGGGCCUUGAGAAGGCACCAAAGAUUGGUCGAAAGAAGUAGCCAAGACUGAAGAUUUAGAGCACUGUUAUUUAUAAAUUAUUUUAUUCAACAGAGAUAAGUAAUCCAACUUCUUUAGCUAUACAAAUAAUGGUUUUAUUUAAAGAAUAAAUGGUUU